Messenger RNA from Aphanomyces astaci, 799 nucleotides. RefSeq lists its product as hypothetical. NCBI's taxonomy places the organism in Eukaryota, Oomycota, Saprolegniomycetes, Saprolegniales, Verrucalvaceae. The record is from RefSeq and is a predicted model, not a curated record. The transcript has 5 exons. Gene Ontology annotation, molecular function: GTP binding; GTPase activity. Bases 32 to 724 code for a protein of 230 amino acids.
CUCAUGUAACUGGUUUUUGCAGCCGACGCACAUGGGCAAUGUGGUGGAGCCGGUGCACCCGUCUGGGGGUGCCACCAUGUCCUGUCGAGGGUCCUCGUCUUCGUUUACGAUCGCCCCCAAAGCCAAACGGCACCCGGCGGCAAUCACAACGGGGCAUAUCUUGUUUGUCGGGUUGGACGGAAGUGGCAAAACCAACCUCGUGCAAGGGCUUGCGAAUAUGUGUACCCCCACAACCCCCAUCGACAAAGACCAGCAUGUGUGGGCCACAUCAAACCCCCUGCCCAGUCGAUUUCCGGUGAUCAAGUCGGUACAGCUCAAUCGACGCGAGGUUAACCUGCUCGCCGUGCCAGGCAGCCGAGACUUGCGAUAUCUCUGGUACACAAGUUUGACCAGAGACGAAAUCAGCGCUAUAUGUUUUUGUGUGGACAUCAGCGACACGAUCCGGUUUCCGCUCGUGGCGUUGGAACUGCAACGACUCCACGAGUUCCAACACUCAAACAAUCUCGCGACGUCUUGGUUGUUGUUUACCAAAUCCGAUUGCAUCCAAGUAAAGAAGGGCACCGCCGUGGAUACGUACGAGCGGCUCAAAACGAUAUGCACCCAGCUGAAAAAAGAACCGUGCAAUUGGGGGUUUACAGUCAUGCCCCUGGUGAACUCCAACCUUGAAGGAAGCCUCUUGGAUGUGAAAAAUUGGAUUCAGGAAACUUUGCCCCCGAAACCGUAGAGAUAACUGUGGCAAGCGACCACCAGCUUAUCUAACUAACUGGUAGUUCAACGGGAGGACAUUUGUUCUUCGCAA